Parus major (Great Tit) is the source of this 3994-nucleotide messenger RNA. RefSeq names its product ankyrin repeat domain-containing protein 36C-like. The coding region runs from base 1059 to 3665 and encodes 868 amino acids. Gene Ontology annotation, molecular function: protein binding. The record is from RefSeq and is a predicted model, not a curated record. The transcript has 26 exons. Lineage: Eukaryota; Metazoa; Chordata; Aves; Passeriformes; Paridae.
UUUAUUUUCUGUCCUUGCAGUUUCUUUCCACCUGCCAUCCACCAUUUUUCCUGAUAGAAGAGGAAAUGUAAAAUCAUUGCAUAAAAUGACUUUUUCUUUGUUUUCUCUUUGUCUGUGCACAUGUAGUAAACAGCCGCCCUCCCGCUUGUGAUAGAGGGCUCAGGGUUUCUGCCUCGGAAGUGAGGUAUUUUAGUGCCAAGAGAGUAGGCAGACUUUUAAAAAGGCUGGGAGUUUGGGGUGCUGAAUUCCCUUGAAAAUCUGACCUUAGUGUUUCUACAGAAGUGCUUAUGGCCUAAGUUGAAGCUCAGCUUAUUUUUUGAAUUCUUGCCAACUGCUAGAAUGGAGCCAUUGAAAACUCAUUUUCUAAAUUACCUCUUUUAAAGGCUGCCCAAGCCAACAGGAAUUUUGUCUCUGUUAUUGAUUUAUUUAAAAUGAACUUAAUGACUCUAACUCUGGUGUUCAAAGGUAGUCAUUAAUUAGCUAAUGUUUUAACAUAAAAUGAUCAAUGGAUUGAAGAGGAUAGAAAUGCAGUUAACUAUUGAUCGCUGGGAUUAGGAUAUGGUAAACCAUGGGAGACUCCCAGUCUGCCUCCUGUUCAAAAGCCUGCCCUUGGUUUACGGGAAACUUGAACAGAUUACCUCCAGAACACUGUCUGCCGAGGGGAAAACAGUGUCCUGGGAACCAGCCGUACGUCACUUCUGUUACUCAUUUAUUGAUUUAUUUAUUUUCAUCUGGGCUAACAUUCUUCAUUGUUACAGCACACACUUCUUCAGAGUUUCCCCAGAGGAGGAAGUGUGGGGCUGACCGGAGCGCUGUGAUCACCCCUCACCCCAGGCCGCGCUGUCCCCGUGCCCAGGCCGCGGUGUCCCGGGCCCGCCGCCUGUGACGCCGGCCCGCGUUCCACGGCACCGCCCGGACCUGUCGUACCUGCGGCUCGGGUUCCUGCGGCUCCUGUCCCCACAGACACUUCCCGUCCCCGCCCGGGGCUGGGCAGAGGCGGCCGGGCCCCUCCUGUGUGUGCCGGGCCGCUCCUGUGCGUGCUGGGCCCGGCCCGAGCCAUGGCGCUGGUGGACCUGCACGGCGCGGCCGCCAGCGCGGACCUGGCCCGGCUGCGGCAGCACUGGUGGCUGAACAAGCACCGCAUCAACAGCUACAACCCGGACAAGCAGACUCCUCUGCAUCUUGCUUGCAUAAAUGGCCAUACAGAUGUUGUUCAAUUUCUGGUAGAAAAGAAGUGCAAGCUAAAUCCUUGUGACAAAUUGAAUAAAUCACCACUAAUGAAGGCAGUAGAGCACCAACACAAGGACUGUGCAGCUAUUCUGCUGGAACACGGUGCCAACCACGACCACAGAGAUGUAAAUGGUAACACUGCCCUUCACUUUGCUGUCAUGGUUUCUAGCAAAUCUCUCAUGGAGCUGUUACUUGAGCACGGUGCAGAUAUCAAUGCUAAGAAUAAAUUUGGAUACACUCCGCUUACUCUUGCAGUCACUGAAAACUGUGAAGAAACGGUCAAGUUCCUUCUUCAAAAGGGAGCUGAUGUGAAUGCUCAGGAUAAUAUUUAUAGGAGCCCUCUUACAGUUGCUACUGUUUCUGGGAAUAAGAAAACAAUACAGCUUCUUCUUCACCAUGGUGCUGUUCUUCCUGAGUCAGACAUGGGACUCUACCUAUGUCAAGCUUUCACCAAAAUGGUUCAAAGUGAUGUGAUUGCUAAUGAACGAAUUGGCAGCUCCUGCUAUGAGACAGCUCCUGUCAUUCCCUUGGAAACACCUGCAUUGGCAGAGUCAUGUGAUGUGCCAAAAGAAGAAGCAGCAGAAAAGGAAUACAAUGGUCCAGCUGCAAGCAAAAAUAAAGUGUCUGUGCAAUCUAUUACAGUGCAGCCCUACAGAGGAGACUACAAAACAGAAGGAGCAGAGAAAAAGGAAGAAAAUCUCUCCCUCUGCAAUCCUGAAACUGAUCCUAAAGGUCCAGAGAAAAUGCAGUCUAGUGUGGGGCUUCCUGCUACAAACAGCAGCAGGUUGGAUGCACGCCCUGCUGCAGUGGAGCACAGCAAAGGUGUCUUGGCAGCAGCAGCAGCAGCAGAAGUGAAAAAGGAAGACAGUGAUUCCUCCUGGGGAUCUGAGCCUAGUACUGAAGUUCUAGAUGAAUUAGCAACCACUGUGCUGCUUCCUGCUGGCAGAAUGUUUCCAGAGCCCUCUGUUGCCAAGGAGAGUAUCAAAGGGGCCUCGCAAGCAGCAGGAACAGCAAAAGAGAAAUACAGUGACUCCCUCUGCAAUCCUAAGCGUCUCAGUGAUCUUAGAGAGAAAGUGAUUAACCCUGUGCAGCAUCCUGCUGGAAAAUGCCGUAGAGUGGGUGUGCGCGCUGCUGCUGAGGAGCGUGGCAAAGGGGUCUUGCAACCAGCAGGAGGAGCAGUGAAAAAGGAAGACACCGAUUCUCCCUGGGAUUCUGAGACUGAUCCUAAAGGUCCAGAGAAAAUGCAGGCUCGUGUGGGGCUUCCUGCUACAAACAGCAGCAGGUUGGAUGCACGCCCUGCUGCAGUGGAGCACAGCAAAGGUGUCUUGGCAGCAGCAGCAGCAGCAGAAGUGAAAAAGGAAGACAGUAAUUCCUCCUGGGGAUCUGAGCCUUUUUCUAAAAUUGUAGAAGAAGUGUUUGCCAGCAAGCGGCGUCCUGCUGCAGACCACAAAGGAGUGGGUGUACGCUCUGGUGCCGCGGAGCGCAGCGAAGGGGUCUUGCAACCAGCAGGAAGAGCAGGAGAUGAUGAUUCUUCUUGGGAUUCUGAGACUGAUUCUGAAGGUGAAGGGGAAGUGUUGGCUGCUGUCCAGCUUCCUGCUGCAAACAGCAGCAGGUUGGAUGCAUGCUCUGCUGCAGUGGAACGCGGCAAAGGGGUCUUGAAACAAGCAUGGAGAGAAGCGAAAAAUGAAGACAGAGUCUUGCAGCCAGCAGGGGGAGAAGCAAAACAGGAAGAUAAUGAUUUUCCCUGGGAUUCUGAGACUGAUUCUGAAGGUCGAAAGAAAGUGUUGGCUGAUGUGCAGCUUCCUGCUGCAGACCAAAACAGAGUGGGUGUCAGCUCUGCUGCAGUUGAGCUCAGCAAAGCUGCAAGAGCAGAACAGAAGGAACAUCUUAUCUCCUCUUCUGAGAAUAAGCUUCCUACAUUGCAGGGAGAAGAUCUUCAGCUAAAGGUUGAUUCUUCAACUCAAACAGAUUCUGAGCAGGACAAACAGCCAUUGUCCGGGCAGAAGCUUGACAAAAUUCUCAAAAAGAACUCCCUGGAAGGAGCUCCACUUGGAACUGUCAAGACCAACAGCAGGAGGGAACAGAAGCUGCUGUUGGAGAAACUGGAGAAGUGUAAAACUAGGCUUAAGGACCUAAAAGAACUUCUUAACAAGAAUGAUUAUUAUGCUGAGUCAGGGAAGAAUGCCCUAAAGGAGAAGAAGGUAAUAACAAUUUUGAGAAACAUGCAAGGCCACCUGGUUGAGUCUUUUGAUUCAUCAGCUGCAGCUAUCCCCCAGCUGGAAGAACGCAUUCAACGGCUCCAAAUUCAAAGGGCAAAGCUGGAAGCCACAAUCCAGCAACAAGCCAAGACUAUGGAAAUCUUUGAGGCAAUCCAGCAAAUCUCUAACCUCAGUAAGCUACUCAGAGCCUUCCCUGUUCAUAACUCACAAGCCUAGUUCUAUAGUCAUGUGUGAAAAGUUAAAAAUUUUCAGGUUUUCCUAGAGAGGGUGUAGGAGAAAUCAGACCAUGUAACUAGAUAACCUGAAAGCCCCAGUCAUAUUCUAGAAGAAUGGGUGUGGGGGUACAUGUUGGAAGGAAGACAUGUAGUGUCUUUGGUGGUUUGGGAAGUUUGUACAUUCCUGGUACCUCAGCCAAUGGGGAAGGGAGGAGGGCAACAUGCAGUAGGGAGUUUAGGAUAAAAGGAGGCUGGAUCCUCCGAAAACUUGAGAGACCCCACAGGGGUAUGGCCCACUAGACUCUCCCUUUAUUCAGAUAAAGUUGAUUU